AUGUCAGCAAUGCAGAUGGAAGAGUUACUUUUAAUAGUCGGACCGUACAUAACUAAGCAGUUUGUAGUUAGAGAGCCAAUACCACCAAACGAGAGAUUAGCUUUAACACUAAGAUACUUAGCUUCCGGCGAUUAUAUGCAGUCGAUAUCGCAAAAGUUUUAUGUGUCAGGACCAACUGUAAGCAAUAUUGUUUACCAGACCUGCCAAGCCAUUUGGGCUGUACUUCAGCCACUUGUUUUACCAGCGAAUAUACCAACGGAGGAGUCGCUCAAAAUCGCACGUGGUUUUCAAGAUACUUGGCAAUUUCCAAAUUGUAUAGGUGCCAUUGACGGGAAACAUGUACGGAUCCAAUGUCCUCCAAACGCAGGUUCCCAAAACUUCAAUUACAAAGGGUACCACAGCAUCGUAUUAUUAGCCGUUUGCGAUGCCAAUUAUCUUAUCCGGUGUGUGGAUAUUGGCGCAUACGGACGUAGAAGCGACGGUGGAAUUUUCAGCGACUGUGUCUUUGGGCAGAAAUUCGAGUCGAACGAUAUGAAUGUUCCCGAACCGGCUCCAAUUUCUACCCAAAGACCAACACCGUUACCAUACUGUUUGGUCGGUGAUGAAGCUUUCCCUGCCAAAAGCUACAUGCAGAGACCUUAUCCGAAGCAGAAUUUGGAGAUAAGACAAUGUAUUUACAAUUAUCGCUUGAGUUGUGCCAGAAGAACUAUAGAAAACACCUUCGGUAUACUCGUUAAUACGUGGCGAGUAUAUCACCAAGCAAUAAAUGCUAGUGGGAGGACCACCAUCGAGAUUGUCAAGACAACAGUCUGUUUGCAUAAUUGGCUCCGCAAACAAGAUCCUUGA
Phymastichus coffea is the source of this 846-nucleotide messenger RNA. Its product is annotated as putative nuclease HARBI1. The record is from RefSeq and is a predicted model, not a curated record. The coding region runs from base 1 to 846 and encodes 281 amino acids. The transcript is spliced from 3 exons. Lineage: Eukaryota; Metazoa; Arthropoda; Insecta; Hymenoptera; Eulophidae.